Messenger RNA from Plenodomus lingam JN3, 162 nucleotides. The record is from RefSeq and is a predicted model, not a curated record. NCBI's taxonomy places the organism in Eukaryota, Fungi, Ascomycota, Dothideomycetes, Pleosporales, Leptosphaeriaceae.
AUGACGGGCUGCGGCCCGACUUUGGGUGAAACAAGGGCAUGUGAAACAGGAACUGCCGUUAGCUCCCAUGAUGCGACCAGAGAGGUCACAGUGACAGGCAUGCCGCCUGCUGUCACCCAUAGGGGCGUCGUACCCGCUCAUGCUACCUACCUACCUACCUAG